AUGGUUACAGUUGAAAAGUCACUGACUGUUCUUGAACAAUAUGAUGGACGCAAUGAGAGGACAACAUUUGAACAUUCAAUAAGUGUUCCUAUCACUGAUGCGAGGAGUAAAGUGAGGACAAAAGGCGUCUCUGACGCUCAAAACGUGCAGAAUUUUGACAAGAGAUUGUCUAAGGUUGAGGUUACAUUGUCUGAAUUUCGAGCGGACCAUGAUGCAUUGUCUGCCAAGUUCACAGUUGAAGUAACUGAAAUUAAAAAGAUGAUGGAAACACUAUCUGAAAAGGGAUUGUUUGAUGACAUUGAAAGCGAGGUCUGGCCUGACACCACCAAUGAGGUUGUUGAUGCGUUGGUUCCCCAUAUUACUGAUGUUAGUGAUGAAGUAGGAAAUGCAACAUUGAACUACAUUUUUCAUGAGGGACUUGAUGCAGCAUAUGUCACAAUUAUUACCCUUGCAGGGUGUUUAGCAUCAUCAUCUAAUGUUAGAAAGGAUCUAGCAUUAAAGCUGGUUACCCAUCCACACAAUACUAAGCGCGAUGAAAUAAUUGGCAAGUCAUUGAACCUCCUGGAAAUGAAGCAUGCGCGAUGA
This is a messenger RNA of Ilex paraguariensis (yerba mate), 585 nucleotides long. The record is from the annotation of a GenBank genome assembly. Lineage: Eukaryota; Viridiplantae; Streptophyta; Magnoliopsida; Aquifoliales; Aquifoliaceae.